This is a messenger RNA of Marmota flaviventris (yellow-bellied marmot), 6066 nucleotides long. It is a transcript of the gene Mctp2, whose product is annotated as multiple C2 and transmembrane domain containing 2. The record is from RefSeq and is a predicted model, not a curated record. NCBI's taxonomy places the organism in Eukaryota, Metazoa, Chordata, Mammalia, Rodentia, Sciuridae. Gene Ontology annotation, cellular component: synaptic vesicle membrane. Gene Ontology annotation, molecular function: calcium ion binding. Gene Ontology annotation, biological process: regulation of neurotransmitter secretion.
GUAAGGGCUGCUCCCUAAGCUCGGGAGCAGCAAACACCGCCACAGCCACAGCCACGGCAGAUCCCGCGCAGGUAAGGGGCGCGUGACUACCCUGCUCUGCAGCCCCUGGGACACAGCGUAGGACAGGAGUCACCGAAGUUGUUUUCAAUAGAGGCACACUCUUUUGAAGAGUGAAUUCUUUUGUUCUUCAUGCAACCAUGGAUCUGGAUAAACCAUCUGUCUGGGACUCAUUAAAACAGCGGACCAGGCCAUUGCUAAUCAAUUUGAGCAAGAAGAAGGUAAAGAAGAAUCCAAACAAGCCCUUAGACUUAAGGGCAAGCCACCAUUUGGACCGCAGGCUCAGCCUCUCUGUUCCUGACCUCCUAGAGGCUGAGGACUUGGUUCCAGAGGGUCGACCCUACUCAGGUCCCCAGUCGUCCUACACCUCGGUUCCCAGCAGCCUAUCCACUGCAGGGAUCAUUCCCAAAAGUAGUAGCAGCUCUUUGAAACAGUCUGAAGAAGAACUGGACUGGAGCCAGGAAGAAGGAAGCCAUCUCCAUGCCGUGGAAACAGACUCAGAGGAGGUUUACUCCUCUCCCGCUGAGGACCAUCGGGCCUCCAGCCAGGGCAUCUUUGAGUUCCAGAAACCUCCUCUCAGAGUGGAUGCACAAGAAGAGCCUGAGAAGUUACGUGGCAAUGGUGAUCUGAAUGCUUCUUUGACGUCUCAACAUUUUGAUGAACAAUCUACUCUCGAGGAGGCUGGUGAUGGCCUAAGUAACCUCCCCAGCCCUUUUGCAUACCUCCUCACCAUACACCUGAAGGAAGGACGCAACCUGGUUGUCCGAGAUCGCUGUGGCACAAGUGAUCCAUAUGUGAAAUUUAAGCUGAAUGGGAAGACGCUGUACAAAAGCAAGGUCAUAUAUAAGAACUUAAACCCAGUUUGGGAUGAGAUAGUUGUGUUGCCAAUACAAAGCCUUGAUCAAAAGCUGCGGGUGAAGGUGUAUGAUCGAGAUUUAACCACAUCUGAUUUCAUGGGUUCUGCAUUUAUCAUUCUCAGUGAUCUUGAACUUAACAGAACAACUGAGCAUAUUUUAAAAUUGGAAGAUCCAAACAGUUUAGAAGAUGACAUGGGAGUGAUUGUGUUGAAUUUGAACCUAGUAGUAAAACAGGGUGAUUUCAAGAGACACCGAUGGUCAAAUCGGAAGCGCCUGAGUGCCAGCAAGUCCUCUUUGAUACGCAGUCUGCGGCUCUCAGAGUCCUUGAGAAAGAACCAACUCUGGAAUGGAAUUAUAAGUAUAACUUUGUUGGAAGGGAAGAACGUCUCAGGAGGAAACAUGACCGAAAUGUUUGUCCAGUUAAAACUGGGAGAUCAGAGGUAUAAAAGCAAGACACUGUGUAAGAGUGCAAAUCCGCAGUGGCAGGAACAGUUUGACUUUCACUACUUCUCUGACAGGAUGGGCAUUUUGGACAUUGAAGUGUGGGGAAGAGACAGCAAAAAGCACGAAGAACGACUGGGCACGUGUAAAGUGGAUAUCGCAGCACUCCCGCUGAAGCAAGCCAACUGCUUGGAGCUGCCACUGGAGAGCUGCCUGGGGGCUCUCCUUAUGUUGAUCACACUUACACCCUGUGCGGGAGUUUCCAUCUCAGAUCUGUGUGUCUGCCCCUUUGAGGACCCCAGCGAAAGAAAGCAGAUUUCCCAACGAUAUUGCUUACAAAACUCUCUGAAAGAUAUGAAGGAUGUUGGCAUUUUACAAGUGAAGGUUUUGAAGGCAGUAGAUCUCCUAGCUGCAGAUUUCUCGGGGAAGAGUGAUCCUUUUUGCUUAUUGGAGGUAGGCAAUGACCGGCUUCAGACACAUACCAUUUACAAAAACCUCAACCCGGAGUGGAACAAAGUUUUUACAUUUCCCAUUAAAGACAUCCAUGAUGUUUUGGAAGUGACAGUGUUUGAUGAAGAUGGAGAUAAACCCCCUGAUUUUCUUGGAAAAGUUGCCAUUCCCUUGCUGUCUAUUAAAGACGGGCAACCAAAUUGUUAUGUACUGAAGAAUAAAGACUUAGAACAAGCUUUUAAAGGAGUUAUUUACUUAGAGAUGGACCUCAUAUAUAAUCCGGUUAAGGCAAGUAUUAGGACCUUUACUCCCAGAGAAAAGCGCUUUGUUGAAGAUAGCCGGAAGCUGUCCAAAAAGAUCUUAUCAAGAGAUGUGGACCGUGUGAAAAGACUUACUAUGGCAGUAUGGAAUACAAUUCAGUUCCUUAAGAGCUGCUUCCAGUGGGAGUCCACGUUAAGAAGUACCAUAGCAUUUGUGGUAUUUUUGGUCACAGUCUGGAAUUUUGAACUGUACAUGAUCCCCCUGGCAUUAUUGUUGCUCUUUGUCUACAAUUUCAUCAGACCCAUGAAAGGCAAAAUGAGCAGCAUGCACGACAGCCAGGAGAGCACGGACGUGGAGGAGGAGGAAGAGGAAGAAGAGAGGGAAUCUGAGAGAAAGGGGUUAAUUGAGAGAAUCUACAUGGUACAAGAUAUCGUUUCCACUGUUCAAAACAUCUUGGAGGAAAUAGCUUCUUUUGGAGAAAGAAUUAAAAACACGUUUAACUGGACGGUCCCGUUCCUUUCAUUCCUGGCCUGUUUGAUUCUGGCCGUAGCCACCAUCACUUUGUACUUCAUUCCACUGCGCUACAUCAUUUUAAUCUGGGGCAUAAAUAAAUUUACCAAGAAGCUCCGAAAUCCCUUUGCCAUCGACAAUAAUGAGCUACUAGACUUCCUCUCCAGGGUUCCUUCUGACGUUCAAAAGGUGCAGUAUGCGGAAUUGAAACUCUGUGGCAGUGGCAGCCCCCUUCGGAAGAAGCGCAGCGCUCUCUAAGACGCACACAGACUCUAGCAUCCUAUAUUGUGCACUCGGUCAGAUCAAUGUCACAGCUAUUUCAGUGGUCCUCUGGGACCUGAAGUGUGUGCCAGGUGGAGACCAUGAUAUGCUCUUCUCUUCUUCAUGUGCACAGAUGCCGACACUCCUGUGCCCACCCCUCCACAUGGGGUGUUCUAUCAUUUGCAUAGAUGUCCAUCCCAGCAAAAGGAACCAAUUCUGAGAUUAUGAAAGACACAUCCACUCUCAAAUAGGAGUUGAAGCAAGGCUCCCAUGGGUCUAAAGUCCCUCCUUAAGAACAACCAAGAGACCACUUGGGUUUGAGAGUGACAAACUGGUUUUCACGCCUUCAAGAGAUUCUGAGAUUCAGUUACUUCUACUUCCCACCCCCACCCUCCUUUCAGAUUAUCAUUCAUGCAAGUUUCAUCUGAAUUAAGUCUAUGGUAGCUAUCUAUUCAAAUAAUGUAUAUUACAAAAAGAUUUUAUAAUAAUUAACAUAGUUACACCCAAAUCUUUAGCAAUCACUACCAUGAACAUAUAUGUAAAUUUUUGGUAACCCCUUGGUGCUGGAUACCAGCCUACAUUAUGGUCCAUUGCUGGCAAUGGAUGCCCCAGGAGGUCCCAAGGGACCACUCUUUGGAAGAAUUAGGGUUUUCUGAAAGUAUUUGGCUGCCUUAAAAAGCCAUUUCUUCUCACUUUAUUUAUUUCCAAAUAAAAUGUCAAUAGCUGGCUUCUGAAAGGCGGGGUUUAGGUGAUGAAUAAAUGAAUUCUGAGUAUUUAGAAAGAUAAAGGUAUGAAGAGAAAAACUAAUAAAUCAGGGUGUUCCCUAAAUAUAAUCAUUUCAUUUUCUCAAAUGUUUUGAACAGAAAGAGUAUUUUGAUGGUCCAAAUUUAUCUUUGGUUCCCUUCUGGUAAAAGUAAGCUAUUGGCCAUGAAAAUUUUAGAACCCUGUUCCUAGAAUUUAGCACCCCAAAGUCCUCUUUUAAUGGCAUUUGAUUCCUGCAUACCCCACAAUUCCUCAGUAAUCCCCUGAAAAAUCUUGAUUUUGUGCAUAUAUAAAAUAUAUGCAAAUCUUUCUGUUUAAAUAAUAUUUAAAGUUUAAAGAUUGUAUUUUAUUGACACAUACUUUGUAUGUGCAAUUUUAUAUAUGUAUAUGUAUUGUAAAGUAAAGUUGAGGUAAAAAGACCUAAUUUAAUAGUGAGUUUACUAUGGUAUUUUUUUUUUUGUUUCUGGGUUGUAAUUUAAUAAUAUCAAACAAAAUGUUUAUGAAAAAUGCCAAAGACUCUAAACCUUAUCAUCUUGUGUCUGUUUUUCUUCAUAUUGCAUCUUCCUGGGUUUCUUUCUGGCUGAGCCAGAUUUCUGCAUGAUUUGAUUUACUUCAAGUUAAUGAAGCUGGCUGGAAAAGAGCCUUGCAGAAAUUAUAAAAGCCCCAGUAAAUCUCUUAGUUGUACAUACAAUAGAUACCCAAGAACCUCUUUUGUUAAACCGGUUACUCAAUCUUCUGUGUAAACAAUGCCUCAUUGUCUUGCUCCCAACUAUCAUCCAGUUUAUCAUAGUCUGUCAUUUUGUAACGACCUAAGUCAGACAUUUUUAAGCAGACAUGUGAGAUCUGAUCAGUCAUUUCAAUGAAAACUUUCAGCAGCAAAAUAACCCCUUAUUUAUUUAAAAGUGGAACCAAUGCUUUAUUGUUGUUCUUUUGCUAUACAAUUUCAAAAUGAAACAAUUUUCCCUACAAGAAGGCAUCAUUAGUUAGACGUUUUUCCUCUGUAGCCUGACUGGAAUUCUCAGCCUUAAGUUUAGGACACAAACAUUAGCUGAGAUAUAAGAUCAGGCCCAAAUCAACCUUUAAUAGAUUGUAUAUGGUAAACAUUGCUAAUUGAUUAAAUAGACACUGAUUGUUAAAAAAAAAUCAAUGUUAGUUAUAAGUGAAAUGUUAAUAUUGAUGCAAUGACAGGAAUCCCUGAUAUCCUUGGGGGAAGUUCUAAGACCCUUAGUGGGUGCUUGACACCUCAGAUAAUACCAGCCCCUAAAAUUUAAUGCCUUAAAUAAGCACUUAUCACACCCUGUGGUCAUAAUUUUGCAGAUUGAUGUGUGACAGCAAAACUAACAUGAAUUUUUUUCUUCUAAAAUUUCAUGUAUAAAAAUUCAUUUUUAUCCUAGAUCUUAGCAACCUCAGCAUAAGAUUUUUUUUUUUUUUACUUAUCAAAUUGAAAACUUGCAUAUUUUCACUCAAAGGAAGUACUUUCUGGCACAUCCAAAUUCCCAGCAUUAUUACUCCUCGGCUUUGGAACCAGUAUUGAGGGUUCCAUGAACACAAGCACUGCAGUACUUAGUCUGAUAACUGAAAUGGGAACUAAGUGACUGACAGCAUAUACAGUAUGGAAACAUGGACAAAAGGAUGAUUCACAUUAUAGGCAGAAUGGAGCACAAUGGCAUAAGGUAUUGUUACGUUAUUCAGAGUGCUUUGACAUUUGAAUGUGUAGUUUUGUUCCUUCUGGAGUUUUCUAUUUAAUAAUUUUGAAGCAUGGUUCACCAGGGGCAACUGAAACCACUGAAAGUGAAAUUGAGGGUAAGGAAGAACUAUCAGAAGUUUAAGAACAAUUCUAGAAUAAGUGAUCAUGCCCACUAGGGUCUCUCUCCUUCUGAAACCAUUAUUGCCAUCAUGGGAGCCUCACCUUCAUGGAUGGGCCUCAUCUCAUCCUAAUUUCCUGCCCAAGUCCCCAUCUCAAUACCAGGUGAGGAUUAAGUUUCCAAUAAGUAAAUUCUGGAGGAUGCACCAAACCAUAGAAAAAUUAUGCUGGUAUUUGCCAGAUUCUGCUAGAGGUCAGAGUUACCAAAAGGCUUGACUCCCACUGUCUUCAACUGGACCUCCUAUCCUGACACCUAAGGUAUAACAUUUCAAUCUAAGGAACAACAUUUCUAAUAGACCAGUUCACAGACAAGUUUUCAUUGUUCUCUUUCAUGUGCUCCUGUUAGAACAUAGUUCUAACCUGGACAGAUCAGUGUAGUCUAUCCUGGAAAAUGUAUUUCUUGCUUUAAAUAGGAAGUUUACUUUGUGCAAUAUUAUUUAUUAAUCUUUGGCAAUGUUGAUUACCAACUUCUAAAUUAAACUAUGUCUUAUAUUCAGACUUCUUACCUUCAUGUUAAUAGAAAUAUCUAUGGACAGUAAAACAAUCUUUACAUUCUUUGUUUCCUUGUACCGUUAUUUAAUAAACAUUGAUUAAUACUGAUAA